AACAAAAGCAGCAGCAGGAUUUUCGGACAAAGCGGGCGUGUGGCGUGAGGGGAAGGCCGGCGUCGAAGAGCACUCUGUGUGGGCCCUGAGCGUGCAGAGCAGCAGCCGAAACUUCACUGUUCCCAUCAGCUUGGAAAUAACAUGUGGCUCUUGACAGCUCUGCUUCUUUGGGUUCCAGCUGGUGCGCAAGCGGACCUUACAAAGGCAGUGAUCACCUUGCAGCCUCCAUGGGUCAGUGUAUUUCAAGAGGAAAACAUAACCUUAUGGUGUGAGGGACCCCAUUUGCCUGGGAACAGCUCUACACGGUGGUUUCUCAAUGGCACAGCCUUUCAGACCUUGACCCCCAGAUAUAGAAUCGCUGCUGCCAGUGUCAGUGACACUGGUGAAUACAGGUGCCAGACAGGUCUCUCAGUGCCAAGUGACCCAGUACGGCUGGAAAUCCACAGAGAUUGGCUACUACUCCAGGUCCAAAGCAGAGUCUUCACAGAAGGGGAACCUCUGACCUUAAGGUGUCAUGGAUGGAAGAAUAAGCUGGUAUACAAUGUGGUUUUCUACCAAAAUGACAAGGCCUUUAAGUUUUCUCCUCAGAAUUCUGAAUUCACCAUUCUGAAAACCAGCCUGAGUCACAAUGGCAUCUAUCACUGCUCAGGCAUGGGAAGGCAUCGCUACACAUCACCAGGAGUCUCUAUCACUGUGAAAGAGCUAUUUCUGGCCCCAGUGCUAAAAGCAUCCUUGUCAUUACCACUCCUGGAGGGGCAUCUGGUCAACCUGAGCUGUGAAACAAAGUUGCUCCUACAGAGACCUGGUUUGCAACUUUACUUCUCCUUCUACACGGGCAGCAAGACCCUGAUGAGCAGGAACACAUCCUCUGGAUACCAGAUACUAACUGCUAAAAGAGAAGAUUCAGGGCUAUACUGGUGUGAGGCUACCACAGAAGAUGGCAGUAUUGUCAAGCGCAGCCCUGAGUUGGAACUUCAAGUGCUUGGCCUCCAGACACCAACUCCUGUUUGGUUUCACGUCCUUUUCUAUCUGGCAGUGGGAAUGGUAUUUUUGGUGGACACCAUUCUCUGUAUGAUUAUACAUAAGGAACUGCAAAAACAGAAACAGUGGAAUUUAGAAAUCUCUUUGGGCUCUGGUCCUAAGAAAAAUGUAACUUCCUACCUUCAAGAAGAUAGAUACUUAGAAGACUUAGAGCUGAAAUGUCAGGAACCAGAACAGCCGCAAGAAAGGAUACACCACAAGUCCCUAGAGGGAGGGCAGCAGUAGCGGCCCAGUGGGUGCCCACGGGUUUAGACAGCCCCUCCCUCUUCUUAUCCGGGCAAGCACUGGGGCACAAACAGCCGGAACUUUAGACACUGAACUGUGAGUCCCAUGAUAAUCUGACUCACUCAAAUAAAGCAAACAAAUGAAUGGA
This is a messenger RNA of Leopardus geoffroyi (Geoffroy's cat), 1414 nucleotides long. RefSeq names its product Fc gamma receptor Ia (gene FCGR1A). Lineage: Eukaryota; Metazoa; Chordata; Mammalia; Carnivora; Felidae. Gene Ontology annotation, biological process: cell surface receptor signaling pathway; regulation of immune response. The record is from RefSeq and is a predicted model, not a curated record. Gene Ontology annotation, molecular function: transmembrane signaling receptor activity.